This is a messenger RNA of Osmia bicornis bicornis, 3657 nucleotides long. Its product is annotated as glutamine--fructose-6-phosphate aminotransferase [isomerizing] 2-like. Lineage: Eukaryota; Metazoa; Arthropoda; Insecta; Hymenoptera; Megachilidae. The record is from RefSeq and is a predicted model, not a curated record. Gene Ontology annotation, biological process: carbohydrate derivative biosynthetic process; protein N-linked glycosylation; UDP-N-acetylglucosamine metabolic process. Bases 165 to 2240 code for a protein of 691 amino acids. Gene Ontology annotation, molecular function: L-glutamine:D-fructose-6-phosphate transaminase (isomerizing) activity; carbohydrate derivative binding. The transcript has 15 exons.
GUGACGCGAUCCGCUCGAUCGUCUAUUGGCAGGUCGGAGUCGAAAUCGGAUUACACUCGGUCGAUUCAUGCAACUCGCGAUCAUUAUUUUUUUCUUUAACUAUUAAUUCGAACCGUGCGAGCCAUCACGUUGCUUUUUCCACCACGACGAUUCAUUUCGGACCAAUGUCGGGCGGAAUUUUCGCAUACCUGAAUUACCUGACGCCAAAGAGCAGGAAAGAAAUUUUGGAGCUACUGGUUGGCGGAUUGAAGAGAUUGGAGUACAGAGGCUAUGAUUCAGCUGGCGUCGCCCUUGACAGCGUCGACGGCAAGGAUAUCUGCAUUAUUAAAAAGCAAGGGAAGGUUAAGGCUCUUGAAGACGAGAUUUUUUAUCGUACCAAUAUUGAUUUCGAGUCGAAAACAUGCAGUCAUGUGGGAAUCGCACAUACCCGUUGGGCGACUCAUGGUGUCCCAUCAGAAGUGAAUUCGCACCCUCAGAGGUCAGACAGCGAUCAUGCUUUCGUAGUUGUGCACAAUGGUAUCGUAACCAACUACAAGGAAGUGAAGACGUUCUUAGAGCAGAGGGGUUACACCUUCGAGAGUGAAACCGACACGGAAGUAAUCGCGAAGCUCAUUCACCAUUUCUGGGUACAGCAUCCUGGUUACUCGUUCCGUGAACUCGUCGAACAGGUUGUUCAACAAUUGGAAGGAGCAUUUGCUCUCUGCUUCAAAAGUAAGUACUUCCCAGGCGAAUGCGUGGCAACCAGAAGAGGAUCGCCCCUUUUAGUGGGUAUUAAAACGAAAACAUUGGCCACGGAUCAUGUGCCCAUCCUCUACGGGAAAGAUGACCUUCCAUGCGUAAACAAAGAAGGUGAAGCGCCAACUAAAGAUCACCGUCCACACGGCCGCCCUACGGAACUUCCGGUGAUACCACGCAGCGACAGCACGUCCGAGUUUCAACCCCUCGAGGACAAGGAAGUGGAAUAUUUCUUCGCUUCUGAUGCUAGUGCUGUCAUCGAACACACGAAGCGCGUUAUAUUUUUCGAGGACGACGAUGUUGCUGCUGUUAAAGAGGGUGCUCUUAGUAUUCACCGACUUCGUCGAUGUAUGGAUGAUCCCCAUGCCAGGGAAAUCACCACCCUGAAGAUGGAGAUCCAACAAAUCAUGAAGGGCAACUACGAGUAUUUCAUGCAGAAGGAAAUUUUCGAGCAACCCGAGUCGGUGGUGACCACCAUGAGGGGACGAUUGAAUUUCCGGGAUAAUUCUGUUACAUUAGGAGGUAUUAAGGAUUACAUUCCUGAGAUUAAGAGAUGCAGGCGUCUAAUGCUCAUUGGAUGUGGAACAAGUUACCAUUCCGCUAUAGCAACCAGACAACUCUUGGAAGAGCUGACUGAACUGCCAGUUAUGGUUGAAUUAGCCUCUGAUUUCUUAGACAGAAAUACACCAGUGUUCAGGGAUGAUGUAUGUUUCUUUAUCUCGCAGUCUGGAGAGACUGCAGAUACACUGAUGGCUUUGCGUUACUGUAAAGGUCGUGGUGCUCUAAUCGUUGGAAUUACCAAUACUGUUGGUAGCAGCAUCUGUCGCGAGUCCCACUGUGGUGUCCAUAUUAAUGCUGGACCAGAGAUUGGUGUAGCCAGUACAAAGGCGUACACUUCUCAAUUUAUUUCUCUCGUUAUGUUCGCUCUGGUUAUGAGCGAGGAUAGAAUCUCUCUUGGUGCUAGGCGUCACCAGAUCAUUGAAGGAUUGAAGAAUUUGGACAACUUAAUUCGUCAGGUUCUACAACUUGAUGAGAAAGUGAAAGAACUGGCCAAGUCUCUGUUUCAGCACAAAUCUCUGCUCAUUAUGGGUAGAGGAUACAAUUUUGCCACUUGUAUGGAAGGGGCAUUGAAAGUGAAAGAAUUGACUUAUAUGCACAGCGAGGGAAUCAUGGCAGGUGAAUUGAAACAUGGACCCCUAGCACUCGUUGACGAUUCCAUGCCCGUGAUAAUGAUUGUUAUGAGGGACCCCGUUUAUGUGAAAUGCAUGAACGCUCUGCAGCAAGUCACAGCCCGAGAUGGCAAACCGAUCGUCAUAUGCGAGGAAGGGGAUGAAGAAACAAAAAUGUUCGCGGACAGAGUUCUUGAAGUGCCUAAAACGGUCGAUUGCCUGCAAGGAAUUCUCACAGUCAUUCCAAUGCAAUUAUUAUCUUUCCAUAUCGCUGUUCUCCGCGGUUGCAACGUAGAUUGUCCUAGAAACCUGGCAAAGUCGGUUACCGUCGAGUAAACGUUAAUUAAAAAUAUCGUGAAUAUGUUUCAGAACACAGCAUAGCCAUGCUUGAAAUGAUUAAGAAUCGUCUCUGUUAUAAAAAUGUUAUGAUAUAUGAACGAGGAGCGAUUUUGAUAGGAACACGUCGUAGUAUUCGAGUGAUCACACAAAAUUCACUAUUUAAACAGGUUUCUAAAUAAUUCGUAAAUCUAGAUUCGUAUUCGUAUUAGAAUUCGAACAUAUAAUUAGAAACAGAUAUUUCUUAUAAUCGUACGUGUGUAUUAGAGUUUAAAAACUUGGACCAUCGUUAGCCUCUAAUUGAACGAUCCAAGACGAUUACUCCGCUAAAAAUCAAAGAUAAUGUUCCUUUAUUAUGGGAAUACACGAAGGCGGUUCCCAGUUAAUGAUUCCAAUGCAUUUAACACGAUUGUUUGUAUCCAUAUCAAUACGAUAAGAGCCGGAACAAAGGACACAUGACGCUUUUCAGAUUACAGACUAAUCGUGAUUCUAUUCCUUGAUCAAGUUAUAAGACUGCGGUUGUAAAAUUACGUUAUUGUAUCGCAAACAUGUUUUACGAGGUUUACGUGUAUCAUUCUGAAAAGUGUACGUAUGGGUGUGCAUGUGAAUAUACAUAUAUACAUAUAUGUGUGUGUCGUAAAUUUCAAUUGAAACGGAAACGCAGCCACAAUGGACACGGAGAAUUAGGUAAUGGGUAGAAACAAUAAUUUAUAGAGAUGGUAAUUGGUACGGUGUUCACUUCGGUGUAAUGGAGUGAUUUGUACGCAUUCAAAAAUUCGUAUUUUGUACAGUAUUUUAGAGGAACAUAUGAAAUUUGAUACUUUCCCUUUAAUUUUUCUACGGAGACACAUUAAAAGUUAAGAGAAUUUUGUUAUCGACACGGUGUAUAUUCACUUCUAACUUUAGAAUUAUGUAAACAUGAAUUGCAUCCAGCAGAAAUUUUUUUAAUAAAGGAAACGUUUACUGUUUGCAAGAUAACAUGAUCCAAGAUUAAUCAAGGUGUUGGCAAAACCUAUGAAGUCAAAUAUAAUAUUUUCAAUGAAAUAUACAGUAGUGAUACCAAUAAUUAAUAAUUAGAAUAACGAAUAUUCAAAGUGAGCAUGCAUAUUAUUCGUAUUAAACUAUUAUACCAUGCGUUCAGAAUAGAAUGAAUGUAUUGUAUUUAUACUGUAAUUGAGUUUAAGAAAUAAGAAAAGAAAAAUUUUCUUUGAGAAAAAACGGCUAUAAUUGGUAUGUAAAUGUACGGAAAAUAAAUUGUUAAACAAAAAUUGAAAUAUAUUAUAAGAAAGGAAGGGUAUCAGUGAGUUCUCUGAACAAUUUUCAAAUAAUUAAAAAUAAAUAUUUUUUUUUAAAUUUAAUGAUACCACUUCUUUUAUAUUCAUGAUAAAUAUGAAUAAAAUUUGUAUAUCAUCUAUAA